UAGAGCAGGUAGCACGUGAUCAGUUCACCUGUGCUCAACCUGUUUAUCUCUUCCACUCCCCUGACGCGCUGCUUAAGGACACAGACAAAUCCCCUUUUGUUUACUCUGAAAGUUUGCUUUUGACUGGUUUGUCGUAGUACACGCCGCUGGCUGUCGCAUUUUGUUUGUUUUCUUUUCGGAGCUCCAGGUUUUGUUUGAGUUUUCCCCAGACCGUCUGCGUGGACUUCGACCUCGAUCUGGUACCUGUCUCGAACAAGGAAGUCCAGUCUGUUGAGCCCGUCUGUGGCAGAGACGACGGGCCGUUUGUCAAUGGCGGUGAAUGAGCUCGGUUAACUCCUCUAAAAGGCCAGUGUUAUCAAUAUAUUGUAUCUCAUAAGACAGUCCUGGGAAGUGGACAGAAUAUUCCACCUCCCCGGGCAGACGCUGCUUCUCCCGUCCACGAGACAAGAUGAAUGCUUCUUUUGUUGACAUGGAUCAAUCUGCCGACAAUAAUUCUAUUGUUCACCUGGAUUCCCCAAUCCUCCCAGACAAGUCAGACAUCUCAAAUAUGACCAUUAUCCGGACAGGCAAUGGAUCAAUCAUAGAGGACUACAUAUUUCUGAACACAAUGACUGCUCGGGCCCUCUCAGGGUUAUUUGUCUGGUCUGCCUUGCUUAUAACAUGCCAUCAGAUCUAUUCCCACCUUCGAUCCUACACCGUUCCCAAUGAGCAACGCUACAUUAUCCGCAUCCUGUUUAUCGUGCCAGUUUAUGCCUUUGAUUCCUGGCUCAGCCUGCUCUUCAUCAGCAACGACCAGUACUAUGUCUACUUUGACUCGGUUCGAGACUGCUACGAAGCAUUUGUCAUUUACAAUUUCCUGAGCCUGUCCUUUGAGUAUUUGGGAGGAGAGAGUGCAAUCAUGUCAGAGAUUCGAGGGAAGACCAUACAGUCAAGCUGUAUGUAUGGUACUUGCUGUCUCGGAGGAAUGAGCUACUCCAUCGGCUUUUUAAGAUUCUGCAAACAGGCAACUCUCCAGUUCUGCGUUGUCAAACCUAUCAUGGCCGUCAUCACCAUCAUCCUGCAGGCCUUUGGCAAAUAUCACGAUGGAGAUUUUAACAUAAAUGGAGGAUACCUGUAUAUCACGAUCAUCUAUAACUUCUCAGUCAGCAUGGCGCUCUACGCUCUCUUUCUCUUCUUCUAUGCAACAAGUGACCUCCUCAGGCCGUAUGAACCUGUGCUUAAAUUCCUCACAAUCAAAUCUGUCAUCUUCCUAUCUUUCUGGCAAGGAAUGGUCCUCGCCAUCCUGGAGCGCUGUGGCGUCAUACCCAAUGCACUCUUCAUUGAUGGACACGAGGUCGGGGCUGGCACCGUGGCGGCAGGCUGGCAGAACUUUAUUAUCUGCAUUGAAAUGUUCUUUGCUGCCAUCGCCCUCAGAUAUGCCUUCACCUGCACCGUCUACCAGCAGAAAAAAAAUGACGUGCCAGAGAACAUCCCACCCUUGCAGAGCAUCUCCAGCGGUCUGAAGGAGACCAUAAACCCAGGAGACAUGGUACAGGAUGCCAUUCACAACUUCUCUCCAGCUUACCAGCAGUACACGCAGCAGUCCACACAGGAAGUGAUCCAGCCGAGCUCCAAUGGAAAAGGAUCCACAGGCAACAAGAGCUCCCGCAAGUCUGACAAAAUCAUGUUGAUCACCUCCGAUGAUGAGUUCUAGGAGUUUUUUCCAGCACGAUACAGGUGUUUGAGUCCUGGCCACCCCUAUCCCUGACCCCUGGGGGAAACUGCUGUAUCACAUAUCCCACAAAGCUGGAUUGAAUCAAGGUGUUUAAUUUUCAUUAUCCCAGUAUUAAAGAUGGACCACUUAUUUCUGUUCCAGCUUAGUGAAUAAUUAAAGCACCAAGAGAAAAUGUAAAUUAAUAAUAGUUUGAAAAUUCAUAGCUCAGUGACCAGAGAACUGAUCUAUCCCAGCUCAGGAGAGGAAAAUCAAAGGAAAACUUUGUCACCUGCACUGUAUCAGAGAAGUCUGGAACUAUGUUUUUUUUCUGUAAAUCAAGCUGCUGGUUGUUCAGCAGAGUCCCUGAUCCUAAAUCUGUCUCUGUCGUUAUGUCAGAGCUUAUUCUCCGGCCUUCUGAAGUGUGUUCCCCUCGGAUUCUUGUCGGUUUUCAAAGAGGAGAUGAUUAAUAUGUGACUCCAGGUGGAAAGCAGGGAAGCCAGUGAUGGCUGGGAAUGACGCUUCGUGGACUGUGUGCCGCAUCUGCUCAUUUGAAGUAUGUGCUGCGUGGUUUCCUGACAAAUGGAAAGAUUGUUCAAGACUCGCUCAUUUUGGAGCAGGCUCUUCAAACUGCACACUGUAGCACUUCACUAUCCUUUGUAUCCUUUGGACAAAUUGGAUGAACCUGUCUCCUACAAAGUGAGAGUUAUGGUGUUCAUAUAAUUUCUACCAGCAUGCUAAAGAGUAUAAUCAGUACAGCUAGCCAGCUAUUCAACUAUCACUAACAGUCAUUUUGCAUCCUCUGUACUGUUGUAAAUACUAAUGACAGAACCUUUUUUUAAUGUGUUAACAUGCUCACAUUACUACCUGCUAUGAUUCCAGGAUGAUGAAAUAUGUACAGAAUUUGAUUUGUGUAAAUUCUGGUGUUCCAUUGUUUUGUUUGUGUGUAAAAAGUUUGUUAUUAAUUUAAAGAUAUUAACGAGUUCAUGAGUGUGGUUCAGAGGUAGUUAGAACAAAAGCAACAUUUUGUAUGGGCAAAGAGAAACAUCAGAAUGGUGUGACUAAAGCCACUUGUUUCUUCUCCAAUAAUGUUUUGAAUGAAAUGUUCACGCUGUUUGUUAUAUUAUUAUUGAGAGGAUUGAACCCAUAUGUCAAGGCUGGUUGUUUUGACAAUGAUACACUCUUGUGCCAAUGAUAGCUGUCUUUCAGGGAAAGCUGAGAUUAAUGUACAGUUGGGUACAAACUUCUACUUUGAAAAUGUACAACAUAGGUUGACUUGUGUGUUUCUUCAUGUAAGAUUAAAUCUUUGUUUUCUGCUUCUACAA
Molecule: messenger RNA, 3015 nt
Organism: Notolabrus celidotus (New Zealand spotty)
Lineage: Eukaryota; Metazoa; Chordata; Actinopteri; Labriformes; Labridae
Gene: tmem184a
Product: transmembrane protein 184a
Exons: 9
Coding region: 449-1693 (414 amino acids)
Biological process (GO): transport
Cellular component (GO): early endosome membrane
Molecular function (GO): transporter activity
Source: RefSeq, a predicted model, not a curated record